Molecule: messenger RNA, 3229 nt
Organism: Corticium candelabrum
Lineage: Eukaryota; Metazoa; Porifera; Homoscleromorpha; Homosclerophorida; Plakinidae
Product: oxysterol-binding protein-related protein 1-like
Exons: 32
Coding region: 239-3016 (925 amino acids)
Cellular component (GO): plasma membrane; intracellular membrane-bounded organelle; perinuclear endoplasmic reticulum
Molecular function (GO): protein binding; sterol binding
Source: RefSeq, a predicted model, not a curated record
GUACAGUGUUAUCACGUAUGUGUGGUUUCGUUAGUGUAGUCUCUUCCUUGUGGGGUCAGACGUUGUCGAUACCCUGUACUUGACAGUACGCAAAUGUAAAUGUAAUGACUAGGGCAGCAAACUGUUUAUCACAAGUCAGAGUUGCGAAGAAGAGUACGGGGCCUAGAUGGGAAAGGACAUAAGUCAGUCUGUGUGACGUGAUGGUGGACGCUGCACUGCUCAGUGCUUCGCACCAUUGAUGACUUCACAUACGGGACAUGAAGCAGACAGAAUGGACAGUGAAGGUCUACUUCGUGCAUCACGCGAAGGAGACGAAGCUAAAGUGAAGGAUAUACUAGAGAAUGGUAAACAAGUGGACGUCAACUUCACAGGAAGUUCGAACUGGAACAGAGACUGGUCCGCCUUACAUUUGGCCUCCUACUUUGGGCACUUGGGUGUCGUUAGAAUUUUGCUGGAGCAUGGAGCUAAUGUUGACAUAUUGAAUGGAAUGGGUGACACUGCAUUACAUAAAGCAUCAUUGACAGGAAGAGAGGAUGUAGCAAGUCUGCUGCUACAGCACGAUGCAGACGCACAUCUAAUUAAUUCUGAAGGUUACGAACCUCAUCAUCUUGCUCAGGCAAACUCAGUCAAGGUGUUGCUUGAAGCGGCGGCAAAACUGCAUGAGAAACGCAUCGAGGAAGAGUUACUGAAUGCAGCAAGAGACGGGGAUGUGGAUAAAAUCAACUCCUUGCUGAAAGGACCAUAUCCACCUCAAAUAAACUGCACAGACGGAGCCGGGAACACACCACUACACAAUGCAGCAUAUAGAAGUCAUCUAACUGUAGUCAUCGUUUUGCUUCAACAUGGUGUUGACAUUACUAUUAAGAAUAAUAGAGGUCACACUGCAAAUGAACUUGCUCAUAGCAUUGAGGUAAAGAAGUUGCUUGGUGUGAGACCAGCCAAGGAAAUUCGGCAACAUGCGACAAAGUUUGAGGGCCAACUGCUGAAGAAUAGAGUCUUUUUUGGAUUCAAACCUGUGUGGGUUGUGUUGGAACACGGUGCUUUGCUGGUGUACUCUACAAAGAAAUCUGGAGAGCGACGAUUAGUUGCAUUGAAACAUCUGGCUGAGUCACAGAUAUGUUCUAAGGUAGACGAUCCAUACUCUUUUAUGGUGCAAUUUCGAGAUCGCAGUGUGUUUCUUUUCAAAGUUUUGUCAGACGCAGCCUAUGAGAUUGAGAGACAGAGGUGGAUCAACUCAUUGAAAGAUCAUCGAGACUACACUAGUAUUGACCUGCACACUUCAAGUAGACCUGACAUUGAAACAAUUGGGAACCUUGAAGCCAACCUAAGGAAAGCGGAGGCUCAACAACAAGUAUUAGAGCAGAAAUUGGACGCAGCAAGAUCUUUACUGGAACAACUGUCAUCAGAGAAUAGUAGAUCCAAGGCAACAAAUCUUGCUGCAGCUGCUGUAUAUACAGAGAAAUUCAGUGAGAUCUCACAAGUUGCAUCAGACUUGACUGUUGCCUUAGGACAUUGUGUUGGACUCGUGGCAGUACAAGAGGAGAUAUACAGAAUAGGAGCAGAACACGAGGCUGAAGAAAAGCGAGUGCUGGAGGAGUCUGUCCACGCUCUUGCUCUUCAGAACGAAUCAUUAAAAGAAAGUGUGGCUAUGAUGGAAGGAAAAGGCGUUGAACGGUUCGAGGAGUCCGGCUCUGAUUCGGACGAGUUCUUUGACACGCGGUCGGAGUUUAGCCGAUCUCAGUCGAGGAGGAGUUCAUCUACUCCGUUUGAUAAGCCAUUUCUUGAUUGCGAGACAAGUUUGUCGUCAACCGCAUCAUGCUAUAGGACCAUCUUGCCUGCUGUCAUGCCAUCGGCGAAUAUCAGUUUGUGGAUGGUUAUAAAGCAUUGUAUUGGACGGGAUAUGUCACGAAUUACUCUUCCAGUGUUUGUGAACGAGCCGCUUUCGUUUCUUCAACGAACUGCCGAAGCGUUAGAGUAUUGUUACUUGAUUGACAAAGCCGUGGCGUGCGAUUGCCCAUUGGAACGAAUGAAGCAUGUUGCUGCAUUUGUUGUGUCGACUCUUGUAUGUUGCCACGAACGAACAUGGAAACCGUUCAAUCCGCUACUGGGCGAGACGUACGAGCUGACGAGAAACGAUAUGGGCUUUAGGAUGGUCCUUGAACAGGUAAGCCAUCAUCCACCAAUCACUGCCAUACACUGCGAGAGCCAGGAGUAUACUCUUCAUGCAUUUGUACAAGCUAGAAUCCAGAUGACGGCCCAUGGUCUAAACGUCACUUCACAAGGGUUUACAACACUACACCUACUUAAGUAUGAUGAGGUCUAUAUGUGGGAGUUUCCUGACGCUGUAGUUCAUAAUUUGAUUAUUGGAAAGAUGUGGGUUGAGAGAAUGGGAGUGAUAGAAGUGAAGAACGUGACUAGAGGCCAUCGAGCUGUGUUGGACUUUAAAAAGAGUGGCUGGUUUAACAAGCACAUCCACAACGUAGAGGGUCUCAUCCAGUCACCAGAGAAGGAGACUAAGUCUCGAUUGGAAGGAAAAUGGACAGAAGAGAUACGUUGUAUUGCAGUACCCGCCGAUGACGGUAGUUCUGCGACAACACAGAAGAAAGACGGUGACGGUGUGGAGGAAAGAGAUGAUGCGAGUGAGUGCAAUGUUAUCUGGCGAGUGGAACCGAGGCCUGAGAAAGCCAGCGAGAUGUACAACAUGUCGAAGUUUGCUAUGAGUCUGAAUGAGUUGACUGAGGAGAACGGGCCGAUGCUGGCUCCGACUGAUUCGCGAUUGCGACCGGACAUUCGUUUGAUGGAAGAUGGUGACAUAAAAAGCGCCGGUGAUGAGAAACACAGACUGGAAGAGAAGCAGCGGGCUGCAAGAAGGAAGCGACACGACGCCAAGGAGGAAUGGGUUCCACGUUGGUUCAGGAAGGAAGCGAUUCCGCACACUGGAGAGAUGGGGUGGGUGUUGGUGGAAUCGCCCAGUUAUUGGGAGCGGGAUUUCUCGAGAUGUCCCGAUAUAUACUGAAUUGGUGUAUACGCGUACUGGAUUGUGAGUUACAUCUGAUCGUAGGAGGAAAACAAUCAUUCGACGCUAUCUGUAGAGUUUGCAAUGUAAUUACAAUUAUUAUGGAGUGUAGAGUUGGCUAUCUUGUGUUUUAAUUGAGUUGUGUGAUAUGCAUGCCAUUGACCCUCUGGUAUAUGUUGAUUAGGUAGGUACAGUAGUUAGUAAGGGAAUGGA